Molecule: messenger RNA, 462 nt
Organism: Cryptococcus wingfieldii CBS 7118
Lineage: Eukaryota; Fungi; Basidiomycota; Tremellomycetes; Tremellales; Cryptococcaceae
Exons: 2
Coding region: 1-462 (153 amino acids)
Source: RefSeq, a predicted model, not a curated record
AUGUUCUCCAACAGGCUCGUUCCAUCCUUCUUGCUUGCCCUCGCUACCACCUUGCCCUUCUCAUACUCUGCCCCAUUCGACGAAGAAGUCCAAACGUUGAUCGAGUCACGAAUCGCCGCGUCAAACGAUCAUCCGACGCUCGACAUCCGCGUUGACGACGAGUACAGUAAAUUGCAGUCCCAUAAUGCAAACGAAGGAGACGGGGAAGGACAAAAGAGACCUUACGGGCUUCUUGGGCACGGGGAUGUCGAGUUCAAGUUCUAUGAGCCGGAGAAUUAUAAGCAAGAGACGUUUAGAGUGAGCUACUUUGAACCGCCUACAACAUCUGCUGGGUACCAGGUGGACGACGCAUGGGAAACGCACUCUGCGACCAAAGUCAUUGAGGCAAUGUACCGUCUCGGUGACUGCGAGUCCCACGGCAAGCGCAACCGUAAAGCCAUCCGAAGGGUUGACAAACACUGA